This is a messenger RNA of Sinocyclocheilus rhinocerous, 2493 nucleotides long. Its product is annotated as sphingosine 1-phosphate receptor 1-like. The coding region runs from base 287 to 1486 and encodes 399 amino acids. Gene Ontology annotation, molecular function: sphingosine-1-phosphate receptor activity. The record is from RefSeq and is a predicted model, not a curated record. NCBI's taxonomy places the organism in Eukaryota, Metazoa, Chordata, Actinopteri, Cypriniformes, Cyprinidae. Gene Ontology annotation, cellular component: membrane. The transcript is spliced from 2 exons. Gene Ontology annotation, biological process: G protein-coupled receptor signaling pathway.
GAUACGCGUGGAGCAGAGGAUUUGUCAUUUCCAGACACAGUUCAAUGUUUCGAACUUAAAAGUUCCCUCUGGUGGCCUUUGAGGAUAUAGCAAAGCUGUGAUUUGAGCAUCAAGAAGGACAGAAGUGAAUAUUUCAAUAUAAAUGAUCCUACAACACAAGGAUAUAUUUCAACUACGUUAAAUCCUCUUGAGAGUUGUUCUAUGUGCUUUGUUGGAACAUGGCAAUAAGAGGGACUACAGAGAUCCUUAAGAAAAGUUUUUAAGGAUAGCAAAAGAAGUAGGAAGAAUGGAAGCCUCAUUCGCUGCUAGCGCCGCCGUUGCUCCAACUCUGCCACCGAUUACCUCGUCUCCAGGUUACCUGCGCAGAAUGUUUCGGGAGUAUCAAAGCAACGCCGUCAUCAUGGCCCAUUACAACUUCACCGGAAAGCUGAAAGAGAACAAAUACCGGGAUGGACUGAAACCUGAGGCCAUUGUGUUUCUUAUCAUUUGUCUUCUCAUUGUGGUGGAAAAUGCCAUUGUUUUGGUGGCAAUAUGGAAGAACAAAAAAUUCCACAUUCCCAUGUACUACUUGCUGGGCAACUUGACGCUCUCUGACUUGCUAGCAGGCUUCACCUACAUGGUGAACAUCGUGACUUCGGGCGCAAACACUCUCAAAAUGACUCCAGUGCUGUGGUUUCUUCGAGAAGGCGGUGUGUUUAUCACACUUUCUGCGUCUGUCAUCAGUCUCCUCGCUAUAGCUAUCGAGCGGCAUGUCACGAUGGUCCGGAUGAAGCCGUAUCAAGGGGCCAAGCGUGGCCGAAUGUUCAUUUUGAUUGGUGCAAGUUGGGUUCUUUCGGUGCUCCUCGGCAUUCUCCCAAUCAUGGGCUGGAAUUGCAUAGGAAAUCUGGACGAAUGCUCCACCGUCUUGCCUCUCUACUCCAAGAGUUUCAUCCUCUUCUGCAUUACCGUGUUCACCCUGGUUCUGAUGUCCAUCGUGGUGCUCUACGUGCGCAUCUUCCGCAUAGUAAAGUCCAACACCCAUCGGUUAGGCUGCAGCCCUCAGCGCAAAGGUCUGGCCAGGAAGUCCCAGAAGUAUCUGGCUCUGCUGAAGACGGUCACCAUCGUUCUCGGGGUCUUCAUUGCCUGCUGGUUGCCUCUCUUUGUGCUCCUUCUACUGGACUUCUGCUGCCCUGCUCAAAGCUGCGAGGUGCUGUUCAAGGCGGACUACUUCCUGGGUAUCGCCAUGAUCAACUCGCUCCUAAACCCCAUCAUUUACACCCUAACUAGUAAAGACAUGCGGAGAGCCAUUCUGAGACUAGUCUGCAGCUACUGUCUGAUAUCAAAAGAUGGAGAGGUGAAGAAGUUUGGCAUGUCUUUUCUGGACUGUAGCACCAGUAAGGUUGAGGUGCCAUCACACAGACUGGAGGGCCUGGAGACGACGGUCUCCACUGGGAACUUCACACCAUCCACUAUUAAAGCUAUCUACCCGAUGAUAUUGAAGAGCUGAGGAAAAAGAAUGCAUUAAGUUCAAACUGACAAUGCAAGUCUUAAUGGACAGUUGAACUUCUUCUGGUUCAGGUUGAAUAUUUAUAAAACUGCCAAAGAGACAAGUAUGAGGUGCGUCGAAAUGAAUUCAGGAGACGUUGGAUGAGAUGGAACUCAUAAAUGUUGUUUUUGACUUCAGAGUUGAAGACUUGGUUUCUUCCACAUGCAUUGAAGCAAACCAGAGAACAUGGUAGACCAGACAAGAGGAUUUUUUUUUUUUUUACUGUGAUAAAAACCAGUGUUUAAAAUGGAUUGUCUGAGGGUCAAUACAAGAGCUACGGUGCCUUUUAAAAAAUUGGAUUUUGAACAUCAAAAAACAAGCAGUUAAACAGCUGAACUGAGCAAAUGCGAUGCAUUGUGCAAAUAUGCUUUGAAAAGAACUCUUCUGAUGUUAUACGAGACUCUUAUGAGCAUUUUCAAAAAUAAUGAGCUUGUGUAACGAGUCAUUUUCACCUCCAGUGUAAAUAACAGCUGAAAUGUUCAGAGAAUUUGUGGUGAAAAGACGCAAAGAAAAAUGACGGGUUGAUGCCUCCACACACAAGCAUGUUGUUAGUCCACGGGCAUUUUAAGAGUACAUAUGCACGCAAAUAAAAACUACAAGGCAAGUGACUAUUUUUAAUUUGUAAGAUGUUUCCUCUUAUAAUGGUAUUUUGGGAAGUACUGUUUUCAUGUUAAAGCUCCCCUUAACCAUUUAACCAAGUAUGCUAUACUUGUCUUUAUUUGCUUAUUCAGUAAAUAUAGUUUCAACUGACAUAAGGUGGCACAAGCUAUAUAAAUAUUGUAACAUAGUUUUUAUGUUGUUGUAUGGAAUGGCAUCAUUUAUGUGUAGCAGUCUGCAGCGAUAAAAACAGCACUGACAUUCAAGUAAUAUUGCAUUUCUGUAAAACUGUGUACUGAAAAAGAUGCAUUUGCAUGUGUUUAAAUGUAUUUUGAUGAUCCUAAAUUAUGAGCCUUAAAAACAAAUCUUUU